Molecule: messenger RNA, 207 nt
Organism: Acaulospora colombiana
Lineage: Eukaryota; Fungi; Glomeromycota; Glomeromycetes; Diversisporales; Acaulosporaceae
Source: the annotation of a GenBank genome assembly
AAAUCCACUCAAUCCAAGCCAGCUCAGCCAUCUGAGAAUGCCCCCUAUGCAAACCCCAUUUAUUCAAAUCCUCAUGGAUCACUGAAACAGCCUUAUUCUCACAUAAAUACCAUAUCGAUAUUUGCCCUACGGAAUGCCCUUUUGAGAAUGAAUAUGAGAUCGAUCAAACAACUCUUUUGUUUCAACUCCAUAAUCAAAAAUUCAUAG